UUUUAAUGCGGAAGUAAGCCGUUUUCUGUGAAUGUGCGAGACUUCUGGUUCAUUAGCUGCUGUAAGGAAAGAACAAGAAGAAUAACAAAGUUUAAAAAAAACAGCAGUUUGCAAUAUCAAGCAGCAAAACAAGCUGUUUUUUACAGCUAAAAUAGCUCUCCAGAUUCUGAUGAAGAGAAGUUUUGCACACGUCUCUCAAACACAAAACCAGGAACUACAGUACAUCACUGUUUCUGAUAAGAGAAAGUGAAAGUGAAGUGCUUUUGACAGUUACUCUCUCUCUUUCAUCAAACUCCUGCACGAUGGCUGAAGCUAGUAUUCCAGUGGCUCAGGAUGAGUUCUCGUGUCCAGUGUGUCUGGAUCUGCUGAAGGAACCAGUGACCACUGCCUGUGGACACAGUUACUGUAAGAGCUGCAUCACAGACUGCUGGGAUCAGGAGGAUCAGAAGGGAGUCUACAGCUGCCCUCAGUGCAGACACACCUUCAGCCCCAGGCCUGCUUUAGCUACCAAUGUGUUGGUGGCUGAAGUGGUGGAGAAACUGAAGAAGACCAGACUCCAAGCCGCUGAUAGUUUCGCUGGAUCUGGAGAUGUUCAGUGUGAUGUCUGCACUGGGAGCAAACACAAAGCUGUCAAGUCCUGUCUGGUGUGUCUGAACUCUUACUGUCUGAAUCACCUCGAACAACAUGAGAGUUUCUUUAGAGGUAAGAAACACAACCUGACCGAUGCCACUGGACGACUACCAGAGAUGAACUGCACAAAACAUGACGAACAGCUAAAGCUCUUCUGUCGAACAGACCAGUGCUGCAUUUGUUAUCCGUGUUUGAUGGAUGAACACAAGAACCAUGAAACUGUGACAGCGGAAGCAGAGAGGACAAAGAAACAGAGGAUUCUGAAGAAGACGCAGAAGACGCUCCAGCAGAGAAUCCAGCAGAGAGAGAAAGAUCUUCAGCAGCUGAGAGAGACUGUGGAGUCUCAUAAGCGCUCUGCACAGACAGCAGUGGAGGACAGUGAGAGGAUCUUUACUAGUUUCUCCGGUCCUCCUGAAUCUACAGAGCAGCCCAGCAUCAUCAUCAGCUCUCACGUCUCUUUCACUCAUGUGGGAAAAUCAGUUUCUAGACUGAAAGAAAAACUGGAGGAUUUCUGUAAAGAAGAGAUUGAAGAGAUUUCUGGCAGAGUAACAUCGAAGACGAAGACCAGGCCAGAGCUUCUGCGAUGUAAGACGCUAUGA
Molecule: messenger RNA, 1229 nt
Organism: Cyprinus carpio (common carp)
Lineage: Eukaryota; Metazoa; Chordata; Actinopteri; Cypriniformes; Cyprinidae
Product: E3 ubiquitin/ISG15 ligase TRIM25-like
Exons: 5
Coding region: 303-1229 (308 amino acids)
Molecular function (GO): zinc ion binding
Source: RefSeq, a predicted model, not a curated record